UUAAAACUCAUAAGCAAUCUACCUGCCUCUCUCUCUCUCUCUCUCUCUAGCUCUCGCUAAUCGCUACUCAUUUCUCUGUGAAUCACCACCGGGCACGGCGUUCCUCGGUGGUCCCGUUGCAUAUCAAUCGUCGCAAAGCCAUGGCGGGGUCUCCAUCUCAAGCUCAGGCGGAGCCCGUGCUCGACACCGCCGCCUCAGAGUACUGGUGCUACCAAUGCGACAAGCGAGUCUCCGUCGAAACCCUAGCGAAUCUCCCCGACGUCGUCUGCAUCGAGUGCAAGAACGGCUUCGUGGAGUCGAUAUCCGUCGCGUCCUCCCUGCAGCCUCAGCCGUCCGAUCAGCUCGACGAUCCCGCCCUCGGCUCGCAGUUCCUCCAGGUCCUGCGGUUGAUCGCGCAGGCGGCGCGUGAUGAGGACGCCCCUCCUCCGCCGCCCUCGAAUCCACCGUCGGACGACGAUUUCCUCCGGAUCGAGCUCGACGGAUUGGACCACGAUGAGGACGAGGAUGAAGAGGAAGAAGAUGAGGAAGAGAAUGAAGAGAACAGUAACCGCGAGGGAAAUGAACGAGGCGAAGGGGAGAGGGAAGGUGAUAACCAAUCGGAUAAUGAGAACGGAGGAGAGAACAGAGACGAAUUUGAUGAGGAUGAUGCGCGGCGGAGGCGGCGUGACGUGCUCAGGCUCCGGAUCCGAGACUUUGCAACUCGAGCUCGGAGCGGGCGUAACCGGAUUCUCGAUUGGGCUGAGAUUUUGAUGGGAUUGGAUGAUAGCUCCAUCGAGCUGAGGUUCGAACUGCCUGAAUCAGACCGCUACAUAGGCAAUCCGGAGGAUUAUGUGGACGACGCUGGUUACCAGGCGUUGCUUCAGAAUUUGGCGGAGAGCGACAGUGGAAGAAGAGGAGCCCCACCGGCUGCAAAAUCAGCGGUUUUGGAGCUUCCAACUGUGGAAAUCAGAUCAAAGGACGAGACGUUGGUGUGUGCGAUAUGUAAGGACAUGGUGAGUGUCGGUGAGAUGGCAAAGAAAUUGCCCUGUGGGCAUGGUUACCAUGGGGAUUGCAUUGUGCCAUGGUUGGGUGCGAGGAAUACAUGUCCGGUUUGUCGGUUUGAGUUGCCUACUGAUGAUCCUGAGUAUGAAGAGGAGAAGAAGAAGAAAAUGAAUGUGAAUGCAGGUGGGAGCUCAGGUUCUGUUGGAGACAAUUCCUUGGAAUAAGUUUGCUUGAACUAUUGUUGAAUUUGCUUGUUUGGUGGAAUAGAACAACAAUUUGAAUGCUUUUUUUCUUCCUGCCCUGAUAAUGAAUGUAAAUGAUGUUUUACCAA
This is a messenger RNA of Rhodamnia argentea, 1312 nucleotides long. RefSeq names its product E3 ubiquitin-protein ligase CIP8. Gene Ontology annotation, cellular component: cytoplasm. Gene Ontology annotation, molecular function: ubiquitin protein ligase activity. Lineage: Eukaryota; Viridiplantae; Streptophyta; Magnoliopsida; Myrtales; Myrtaceae. The transcript has a single exon. The record is from RefSeq and is a predicted model, not a curated record. Bases 141 to 1205 code for a protein of 354 amino acids. Gene Ontology annotation, biological process: protein ubiquitination.